This is a messenger RNA of Porites lobata, 6036 nucleotides long. NCBI's taxonomy places the organism in Eukaryota, Metazoa, Cnidaria, Anthozoa, Scleractinia, Poritidae. The record is from the annotation of a GenBank genome assembly.
GUCAAGAUGGCGGCAAAGUGGACGGAACAGGAGUUUAUUUAGUACGCCUUCGAUAUUUAGCGAGAUAUUUAGGUAUCAUGGCGCUUAAUGGUCAACCUUUGACGAAGUUUGCGAGACAUGUUAUUUUCGCAGGUUAGGAUUCUUAAUUAAUAGCUAACACUGUUGUGUUUUCUUCCGAAUAGGAAUUCAAUCAUUAGUUAAAAAAGCUUCCCCCCACUUUUUGCCGUGGCGAUAUUCAAAAAAUCCUGGUGUUUCAAUGCAGGUUGUUAGUCACAAUUCGACAUUAUUGUUACUCUUUUCCCCUCUUCAACACUGAUUUGCACAUCACAUGGUGCUAUAGAAAUAUACCAGGAUAGAAAUAUAUAUGUACGCAAAACAUUGAUCGGAGAAUGAGCAUUAGAGAAAAUGGAAGGGUGAGUGAAAUGUGGCUCAUCUCCGGUGUGAUGUAAUUUACCUGUAUUACUCACAGCUUACGUAAAAACAAAAAAAAAAACAAAACAAAACAAAAAAAACUUUCCUGAGCAAUGAAUUUAACCCUGGCAAUAGUCCGUAAAACAAAGAAAAGGAAUAAAUUAUAUUACACCGGGGAUGACCCUGAAAUGUUGCAAUGGGUUGCCUUAAAUAUAAAUUGGCAUGGCGUGAUCAUUCUAGACCUUUUCUUUGCUGUUACAACCAUGUCUAACCACUUGACGUUUGCAAAUAAAGUGCAACUAACCAGCUACUACUAUCUUUAUUAGCUGGUAUUGGUGCUGGAGGAAGUGUUUUGGUGAACACAGUGCGACGUGAUGGAGAGAGAGCCAAAAAAAUACUUUGCUACACUGCUGUGUCAGGUACAUGCAGAUGUAUAGGGGUGAAGCCAGUUGUUUUUAUACAAAAUUGUUUUGAUACUUGAAAGAAGUUGUUUUAGUAGAGAUUUGUAAAAAGUUUCUUCCACUUUAAUGGUUUGAAGAACAAGCAUAUUACUCACCCCAAGUGUUUUUCUUGUUCAUGCGCAAACUUUACCUGGAAGUGACUGAAACUGGUGUGCAGAUUCACUGCUUGAGUUCAUAUCAAAACAAAAUUGUAUGUGCAGAGGUUCUGUGAUGUAACUAAAUACAGUGUAAGUUGGGUAAAGGACAUACACUAUGUACUAUGUACUGUAGAAGGAAAAUCAAAGUUUUAGUGGUCUGUCCAAAAGUGUAGAACUUUUUUAUAGUCUGCCUAAAGGAAAAGCCUGAAGGAGUCUGUGUUCAAUAGCGAGCUUUUGCUUUUAUCAUGUAAGCUUAAUUGGCAAAGUGAACAUUAAUGAAACACAGUUUGACACCUAACCUUUUUAUCGCAUGAUACAAGGAUCACGAUGUUAGAAAGUGACAAAAGAAUGGGCACCACUGUUCAUUUUAAGUGUUGUUUGCUUCUUAUAGAAUUAAUUUUUCAAUGUUACACUAGAAAUCUGGUUUUCUGUUGAGAAUUAAUACACUGUAGAUGUCAUUCCUAGUAAACUAACUGAAUAAUAUUUAUUAAUUGAGAGUGAAGUGAGAAGCCAAGUUUCACAACUUCAUUUUAUACAUCAGUCAAAAAAUAAUGAAGUGAAAGCUCGCAAUGUUAACAUUUUUUUGAAGAUAAGAAUUUUACAAACUCAAGUUAUUUACAUUCUACUGAUAGGGAAAAAAUGCUGCCAGUAAUAUAUUUUAAAAUGAUUAUAUUUGCUUUCCUGUCAGGCUUGACUGGUUUAAGCAUUGGCAGUACGUAUGCUGCCUUUAGGAAGCAAGGUCUAUUGACCUACUCAGUUUCGACUGGUGCUUCAUUUUUCACCAUCUCUGGCUUGUUUUUUGGUAAGUUUACUCAUACAUGACAUUGUUACAUGUAUGUCAGUGUUAGAGUUGGCAACUUGAACAUUUACUUUAUACAUGUAUUUCUAUCCUUUAAAUUUCUACAUUUGAUUGUGAAAAAUGUGAUGAUCAGUGUGUCAUGAGUGUAGGAAAGGAAGGACCUAUCCAACACUAAGUGGGCACUCUGUCACUUAGCUACUGUGAGAGGCCAACACACUAAUUAUACAGGAUGCAUGUCAGAUAAAAACCUAGUAUAUGGCCUUGCACUUUGGGAGUCUAGUGAAUACAAUGCCCUUCCAAGGGUCAGAAAAUCACAGGUAUGAAUCCUGGCAGGGACUUUGUUCAAUGCUCGUGACAUGUGCACAUGUUUCACAUUCACUUACCAAGCCUAAAAGUUAAAAAUUCACUUAACUAAUAAACUUUCUGCAUUUAAUGUUGUUAAUUUUUGUGUGUGUGUGUGUGGGUGCUUUUGUCAUCAGUGAUCAGAGACAAUUUAUUGCUAUCGUCCAAGGCUCAUGACCUAAGAAGAUCUCUUGACCAACUUCGAGGGAACCCAACUUUGACCAUGAGACGAGAAGCCAUGACUGGCAUGCAAGCAAGUUCCCUCAGCGGUGGAGCAGUAGGAAUGUUGCUGUCAUGUGCAAUUUGUAAGUUAAUCACGCUACCUCAGCCAAAUUUGAAUUUAAGAGAUGGAAUGGAAUGAAUGAACAUUAAGGUAAUUUUGUGAGGUUUAUACCUAAGCAGCAAAAAAAAUCUGCGUGGAAAUAAAGGGUACUACAAAAGUACAUGUAUGUUUUUUUUUGUUUUUUAUUUUUUAUUUUAAAUUUUAUUUUGUUGUUAUUCUUUUCAAUAUUCUUCAACUUUGCAUUGAUAUGUACAAAUUUGUAUUAUGUUACAGGUCAAAUUUGAUUUCAGGUUAAAUUUUUUUAACCUAGGUUGAUUCUCAAUUUCUUUUGUCUGCUAGCCCUAAUUAUUCAUGAAUUAGGGCUAGGAUACAAAGGAAAUUGAUAAUCAACCUAGGUUAAAUCAUAAUUAAUCUGAAAUCAAAUUUGACUUGUAAACAUAUGGCAGGUAAAAGGGAAAUCCAUUCUCAGUUCAAAUGAUUAUUCAACCAGCUUUGGUUCAGAAUUUCCUUUUCUUCCUCACCUAAUUAUUCACAGGUUCCAUGCUAGCAGAUGUCUCUCAAAACGAGGCAAAAAUGCCUUGUCGUGUGAGAAAAAAUUCACAGGGGGCAAAAGGAAUUCUUUUUUUAACCAGAGACAACAUACACAGUACAUAUCCUACUAAGUUAGCAUAUGGAAGGGAAAAUGAAAAGGAACUUUGGCAAAGGAAAUGUAACAGGGAUGUGAAGAAAGAAGGAUGUGAGCUUAUCAUGUUUUUGCAAUCCCCAGCUGUGCUCUAAGAAAAAUUGAAGGGAGCCAAGUGCUCUGAACUUGUUAAAUCCAGGGUGCCCAUCGUAUGAUUUGUAUGAAAAAAGUACAUCGUACGAUUUUCUAGUAGCCCAAGAGCACAAGUUAGGCACAGUACAGCCCUGAUUGCACUUUCUUUUUAGCACCAUUAGAGCACUCCUUAGGCAAGCUACAAUGUAUGUGAUGAUGUAAAAGUAUCCACUGUAGGUCCUUGUUUUGACCAUCUGUCAUUGUAUUAUUCUCUGUAUUAUUAGGGAGAGGUUUUGGUGUUGUGUUUCUGAACAUUGUGCAGGGUGCUUUGAUGGGAGCAGCAGGUGAACAAGUUCUUCUCAUUUGAACGCAUUGAAUCAUACCACUUCCACGACAUUUAGAUUCACUUCUCGUUUGAUUAAGGAGGGAGUGUAUGUCCUUAUAUCAUUUCUCCUGGCUCUGCACUCAAUUGCAUAGUCCCAAGCUUCUCAGUGAGUCACAGAUGACAAUUAUUUCUUCCUCAUUUUCCUCAAGGAUAGAAGAGAGAGUGAGCGCGCGUGAAAAUCGCUACCCGCGAAGAAAGUGACCCGCAGAGGAGAGGGAGAACUUUUUUAGCUCCAAAUUAAGCUUCUCACAGACUACAAUUACUCCCUAUUUUUCCUCAGGGAUAGUAGAGCGAGAGAGUUACUCGAGUGCUCAGGAAAAUCGCCACCCACGAGGGAGGUGACGCACUGAGGGAAGAAAAGUGAUUUUCACAAGCCGUAGCAUAAUUCACUCGCGCUAGCAUUUUCCCUGUCGAAAAUUAGGUAUUACUUGUAGUCUAAGGCCCUGUCCACACCAAUCCCGAAAUCCAGCCACUUUUAAAACCACAUUUUUUAUAGGUUUUUACACCAACCAACCUUCUGUCCACACAAAACAAGUGAAUCUACUCACCUAUCCGUGGCCUAUUGGUGUACAAAAUACGCGGUUUCGAAAUAAUCCGGAUUUGUGUAAACGGGACCUAAGCUUAAUAGGCCAUUUCCGAGUUCUCCCGGGCCUCUGUUUCAAAACGAGGGUAGGUGCUCAGCCUUUAAUAUGGAAAUCAUUUUUCAUUCUCAUGCAAAUAAAACUCAUUUUCACAAGAAAGGUUGUGCACCUAGCCUCAUUUUGAUAGUGAGGGUUUUUGGAACUCGGAAGUGGCCUAUUCUCACUCCUUGUCUUGAGCGGCUUAAAGUACAUUAGCUCCUCCCAUGCAAGUCUUAAUGAUUAUUUUUCUUUUUGUCGCAUUUUGAAGGCCAGUGGACGGUUAACAAGUGCCAUAUAUGGAUUUUAGAAGAAACCAUCAAAUAUCAUUAUCCUGAGCUAGUAGCAAAUGCCAAGCGGAAUGAGGAGGUAAUCGUAUAACAGAGCAAUCUUUUGGGUUCUGCUUAAAAGGAGUUUUUCAAUUUACUUCAUUCUAAGGAAAAAACUUGAUUUGAGUGUAAAUGUAUUUGGCACAAAGGUACUAAUUUGAGACACUAUUUUUACGACCACGUUUUACAUGGUCGUCCGAGCUACGCGAAGGUCGGGCCGUUUUGCAGGGAAAAUGCGGUAGCUUCAUUUCUCAGUUAUUUUAGUUCAAGAAAGAGAGGAAUUUCUGUACUUCAAAGAAAUCCUUAAAAUCCUCUUCAAUCUUAAACAUUCCCGCGAAUUCUAGCCUGUGUACAGACGUCCCGCCUCUCUCAGAAUCUCUUCUUCCGAUUUUUUGCUGAGGGAGGGGGGACGUCUGUACACAGGCUAGCGAAUUCAAGUUUCUUAUUAAUGAGUGGUUGAACAUUUUUCUUUUUUUGUUGUUGUUGUUGUUUGUUUUGUGUUUGUUAAUCACGCAAACCGCUUACCAAAUAGCAAAAGAAAGGGAUUUAACCGCAGUCGGGUUGAUAUGAUUCUUAACAGCGCUAACAUAAACGGCUUUUUGGAUCUUAAACAGCAUAAUUACCCUUGUUCUCAAAAUUUUAUUUACAGAGUUGGGAACAGUGGUUUGUUCGAAAGCUGAGCGGAAGGAGUUACGGCUCGCAAGUCAAGGAAAAGUUACGCAGUUACGAAAUUCAGCUUCAGUUACUGGAGGAAGAAGAAGAAAGAUUGCUUCGGUUGAUAGAGGAACAACAAAGUAAAUCAUUGGACAGAAAGCCAGAACAAAUAACCUCAGGACUUGAGAGUCUUCGAAGAAUAGACAACGACCUUUAAAACUGACGGUGUAGUGUGAGAUGCUGUAUUUCAAGAGUUGUAGACGCAUCCUCCAAUUAUCCGCGGAUAGACUUGAGUUAAACUCCUUAGAAAUACCGAGACACCUAGUCUUAAUUCGUCAAGGUGUCACUCUCAAUCGUAAAGGUAAUUUUGAAGGCGAACAGACCGCAUACGACGUCCAAGAGCAGCCAGUUUACAUCCAAUUUGAAAUGAGAACAACAUACCAAGCCUCCUACAAAGUCCUACAACGUCUGCGUGGGAGCUACAACACAACGAACCAACGAACUUCGUUCUCAGUUUUUCCCUGACAAAUUUGCAGGGGGGCCAAUUUCUAAGGGAAAUAGCCUCGGGAACGAGGUUAAUAAUGAACCAGUAGACAUCUAAACUUAACCACGUUGCUCGACGAGCGGGGGCAUUAAUAGUUAGGGGGCUUUUAUUCUCGUAAGUUUAACGAACUCAACAAAACUUAUACAGUAUGCAUUCGGCGAAAAGUCACUUCAUCUACUGAUAUUUUCAGGCCGUCGUAUACCAAUCGUUCUCAUUGCUUAAGCAGUUUAUAAACUAGAUUACUGAAUAGUUAAUAAUGCAUGUGAGUUAAUUUUGCUAUAUGUCACCAUUUCCUAGUAUUUUGGAGCAAUUUUCGAGGG